AGUUGAUUUAGUUCGGUGCCGACCUUUCGCGGGUUAUGUUGUGUGUUGCCCCUGUGUGAUUUGAAGCGACGACGCGACGGGGAACUUUUGCUAUCGCUGGAAUAUCGCGCGCGCGAGCCUAUUCGAUCAUCGUGCGUGAGUGUCGUGUCACCGUCCGUGUAUCCUCAUCUCCACCCUCUCUUCUUUACGGAAACGGAUCCUUAAGCUUCCGGUGAAUUGUCGUGCCCAGCCGAUCUCGCUAGGGUCCUGUCGGGAAUUGCGUGAUAAGAUUUGUUAUUUAAUCUGCUUUUCGUGUGUUACGGAUUACCUUUUCCCAGUUUUCGUAAGAUUUUGGUUGGAAGAAGCUAAGAAAAACAUUAUCCGGGACCCCGACGAAAAUUUGGUCAAUGCCACUCCUGUUUAUCAUUUAUCACGGCGUUCUUUGAUGCUCGGAAAGAAUCGAACAAGUGAACACGCACAAGCCAAAACACGGGUCCAUGUUAGGUCAACCAGUUUACGGAUAGCGGCCAUUCGACGAUGAAGAAAACCUAUGAGAAAUACGGUACAACUGGCAAUUAAAAAUCCACCGAUCAUCAAGUAGCGUCGUAAAUCACACCCUGUUACACCCACCACCGAAAAAAAUAAAUUAUAUUAAUACGAGGGAGCAACAAAGCGGAAAUGAGCUCGUUCACCUUGUUCAACAAAUAGUUAAUCAAUUGUGGUAGCAAUAAAAUAUCAACCAAAAAAAUCACUUGAUUUUUAUCAGCUUCUGUUCCGCCUUUUCUCUCUGUUACUAAAGUCUGAGCCGCUGUAAUUUUUUUUUUAUCAACAAGUAGUGCGUGUGCCUUAAACCAGUUCUGUGGAUAGUGAUCGCAGCGUUUUUAUUGUACAUCAUCAAUUUCGGACGAACCCCUUCUGUGGAAGCCAUCUACAAAACCUGUAUUACACCAGUCAACCAAGGAUUAAAGUGUAUCAAGUGAAAACAAAAAAAAAAGUAUAUAGGAAGUGACAUCCACCCCUAUCCCGCCCCAAACUAGCCUGAGCCCCUAUGGUCAUGGCGGAGAUUGGUGGCCCCUUGGCGCACCAGAUGAAUCCGCUGCAGAGUCAUCGCGGAGGUCUGGUGCAGCCGUCGCUGGUCAUGAACCAGCAUCACCUGGACCCGCUGGACAAUGGCGGCGGGGGAACGUGUCACGGGCCCAGCAUACUACCAAAAAAGGAACGCCUCUCGCUGUGCGUCGGAUGCGGCGGCCAGAUCCACGACCAGUAUAUCCUCCGGGUCGCGCCGGAUCUCGAAUGGCACGCGGCCUGCCUCAAGUGCCAAGAGUGCCGCCAGUUCCUGGACGAAAACUGUACCUGCUUCGUGAGAGACGGCAAGACGUACUGUAAGCGAGAUUAUGUUAGGUUAUUCGGUACCAAAUGUGAUAAAUGCGGAAGCUCCUUUAGUAAAAACGAUUUCGUGAUGCGGGCCAAAACGAAAAUCUACCACAUAGAGUGCUUUCGGUGUUCCGCCUGUACGAGACAACUUAUACCUGGAGACGAGUUUGCGUUACGGGACGGAGGAGCGCUGUAUUGCAAGGAAGACCACGACCACCUGGAAAAGUCAACGGCGGGUAGCCUAAUACCGGGCGCGGAACCAAACAACAACAGCAUCAGUGGCAGCGUCAACCAAAACAGCAGUAGCAACAACAAUAACAACAACAAUACUAGCCUAAGCAAUAACAACCACUCGAGCGAGCUGGGAUCGAUGUCGGACUCCGGCAGCGAAUCCGGUUCGCACAAGAGCAUCCGCGCCAACCGAACCAAUGGACCCUCGGACGGAAAACCAACCCGGGUGCGGACGGUUCUCAACGAAAAACAACUGCACACGCUACGAACCUGCUACAACGCCAAUCCCCGACCGGAUGCCCUCAUGAAGGAACAGCUGGUUGAAAUGACCGGCCUUUCGCCACGUGUCAUCCGAGUGUGGUUCCAGAACAAGCGCUGUAAGGACAAGAAGAAAACCAUCCAGAUGAAGAUCCAGAUGCAACAGGAAAAGGAAGGUCGCAAGCUGGGCUACGGAAUGCAGGGAAUCCCAAUGGUCGCCAGCUCCCCGGUUCGGCAUGAUUCUCCACUGAAUCUGCACGGUCUGGAGGUAACCUCCUAUCAGCCCCCGUGGAAGGCGCUGUCCGACUUUGCGCUGCACUCGGACCUGGACGGAAACGGAGUCAUCAACCCGCACACGCCCGCCUUCCAGCAUCUGGUCAAUCAGAUGCAUGGCUACGACGUCGGUGGUGGUGGUGGAAUGCCCCAAAUGCCCCCACAAGGCCAGGGUCCUCCAAUGGGGGCUCACAUGGACAUGAGCGGGCACCAUCCUGACAGUACGGAUUCCUACGUGACAUAUCUGGAGAGUGAAGACAGCAUGCAGGGCAGCCCGUAAGGUUGGAGGAGAUACAAUUAAAAAAAAAUAAAAAUACACAACACAAAACUCGCGCAACUGAAUCCCUCAGAUCGUCAGCAGAUCGAGGUUGAUCAGCAGAUAGUUCAGUAAUUUCUAGAACCAUUUUUCCUCCCGGAAGGAAAACGGUUUCAAAAAAUCGCAAACAGGUGGCAAUAUAUGUUUUUAGUUUUAGGUAAGGCUGCGGAAAUGUCCUGUGUAAUGAUAAUCUAGAAACAUUUCAAAGAUAUUCUUAAUUUAUUGAAACAGAAAAAACACGCGGUAUUUUAUUUUCAAACCAGUUUUGUACCCUCGGAUUUCUAGCCAAUCGUACUUCAGCUAAUUCGGUUUAAACAAUCUUGUAAAUAACUGUAAAUGAGGAAUUAAAGUAAAAAUGUAUCAUAAAAAACAAAGCAAAAAAAAAAACUAAUCGAGCAAGUUUUGUUAGCAAAAAAGGCCGGUAUCAAAAAAACUAUAGAACCUUAAUCGGAAUCGGGCAUUUUUCGCUCAUCAACCCAAAUGAUGGUAGUAGAAUAAUCAAAUUCUCAAAGUUACAAUGGUCUCUUAAGUGUUAAGCCGUUUUUUUUUGUAAAUCAAUUAUCUGAUUGUACAUACACAUGCGAACCACAGAAAAUCCUACCGGCUCACCGUUAUAAUUUAUUAGUCUUAGUGUACCCAAUAGGAGGAUAAAAGAGAAAAGGAAAGUCGCUACAAGAAAACGCAGGAAGGAAAUCGACGGAAGUUGAAUCUAGAACUGUGAUUCGGUUUUUAAAAACGGCGCUGAUAACAAACAGAAAAAACUAGCAUUUUAAAUCAGAUCACAUCAAAUUAAAACAGACAGUGUGAAUAGAAUGAAAACCAUCAACAGUAAGAACAACAAAAAUUUCAAACACUUUUGAAACUUGGCACGUAAAUAGCACAACCCGGAGCUCUAAACCUGUAAACAAUUGACCUAGUUCGAGCAAGCGCAAAACCAUGUACGAUACACUCUGGAACCAUUAACUGUAAUGAAGAAAUAAACUAGAUCGAUUAUAAAUCAGCAAUUUUAAUCUGAAA
Uranotaenia lowii is the source of this 3448-nucleotide messenger RNA. It is a transcript of the gene tup, whose product is annotated as insulin gene enhancer protein isl-1. The record is from RefSeq and is a predicted model, not a curated record. Gene Ontology annotation, biological process: axonogenesis; neuron fate specification; positive regulation of transcription by RNA polymerase II. The coding region runs from base 1028 to 2395 and encodes 455 amino acids. Gene Ontology annotation, cellular component: nucleus. Lineage: Eukaryota; Metazoa; Arthropoda; Insecta; Diptera; Culicidae. Gene Ontology annotation, molecular function: cis-regulatory region sequence-specific DNA binding; DNA-binding transcription factor activity, RNA polymerase II-specific. The transcript is spliced from 8 exons.